AUGAACUCUUCGUCUUUCGUCUCAUCGACUGAGCCUACUGUACUGUUUGAAGAGGAAUUCGACGGUGUCCCAUUGCUUAGACACUCUUAUCAACUCACUGUUCUGUAUACUGUAGCCUAUGGAGCCGUAUUCUUCACCGGCGUUCUGGGAAACACGUUUGUCGUGUUGGCAGUGUGGGCUCAUAAGAAUCUCAACAUCACCACUGACUAUUUGAUUCUUUCGUUGGCUCUGGCGGAUUUGUUCAUUCUGUGGAUUUGUCUUCCGACAACUCUGAUCAACAGUAUAUUCACAGAAUGGCUUUGGGGUCAAUUCUUCUGUCGUCUAUCCACGUGGGCGAAUGCAUCAACAUCAUUCGCUUCUGUCUACACUUUGGUCGCAGUAACAGCUGAUCGAUAUCUGGCAAUCUGUCAUACUCUGAAAUACAAUACUAGCUGGGAUCGAGAGUACACAAAAUACGUCAUUUUCACUGUCUGGUUUGUGGCUGCCAUCUUCGGAAUCCCCAAUUGGUAUAACUAUGAUUUGAUAGUAUGGCAGGAGGGUAACUACGGCUAUCGGUUAUGCACAUCACAAACAGAUCAAAAAUUAUACUUCCUUUUUGUGAAUCUCCUUCUGGCUUUCAUUGUUCCGUUCGGAUUAAUAUCGGGUCUCUACACGAAAAUCUUUAUUACCGUAUCCACUCAUAGAAGUUUAGCUGUUGAUGCAAGGGCGCGAGAAGACCGAGUAAAGCUCCGGGUAGCUACAAUGAUGCUCACUGUCAUCAUUGUGUUCGCUUGUUGUUGGCUUCCUCUCUACUGUAUUUUCACCUACUUUUUCUUUUUUGCCGAUCAGAGAUCCGAAGUGUUUCGUAUCACUUCUAUGCUGAUCCGCCCAAUUUUUCAAUGGAUGUCCCUAUUAUCUAGCUCGCUGAAUCCCAUAAUUUAUAUUGCCUACAGUCAUAAAUAUAGAAGAGCUUUCAAAAGUAUACUUUUGAUGCCAUGCAAAACGAGAUAUGAACGGGUCCGGAGCACGAUUCUUCGACGGCACUCUAGAGGUGGCAAAUCCACGGCGACAAUUUCAAUGUCAAAUUUUGGAGCAGAGCCAACGAAUCUGUGUGGAGCAUCUAGUUUGCUAAUUGAGCCAGAUGGAAAACAAGUAGAACGAUCUGUGUCUGAUUGCUAA
Caenorhabditis briggsae is the source of this 1158-nucleotide messenger RNA. Gene Ontology annotation, biological process: G protein-coupled receptor signaling pathway. The transcript has 6 exons. Lineage: Eukaryota; Metazoa; Nematoda; Chromadorea; Rhabditida; Rhabditidae. Bases 1 to 1158 code for a protein of 385 amino acids. Gene Ontology annotation, cellular component: membrane. Gene Ontology annotation, molecular function: G protein-coupled receptor activity. The record is from RefSeq and is a predicted model, not a curated record.